This is a messenger RNA of Ochotona curzoniae (black-lipped pika), 1213 nucleotides long. It is a transcript of the gene CFAP298, whose product is annotated as cilia and flagella associated protein 298. The record is from RefSeq and is a predicted model, not a curated record. Lineage: Eukaryota; Metazoa; Chordata; Mammalia; Lagomorpha; Ochotonidae. The transcript is spliced from 7 exons. Gene Ontology annotation, biological process: regulation of cilium movement. Bases 93 to 965 code for a protein of 290 amino acids.
UCCGGGUUCCGGCCUCGGAACAGCCGUUAGUGCCGCUCUGCUGUCGGCACCCCCCGGCACCCCGACCCCUCGGGCGGGCCUCCGGCACCGCCAUGGUCCUACUCCACGUGAAGCGGGGCGACGAGAGCCAGUUUCUGUUGCAGACGCCCGGGAGCGCCGAGCUGGAGGAGCUCACGGUGCGGGUGACCCGGCUCUACAACGGGCGGCUGAAGGUGCAGCGCCUCUGCUCAGAAAUGGAAGAAUUAGCAGAACACGGCGUGUUUCUCCCCCCUAAUAUGCAAGGACUGACUGAUGAGCAGAUUGAAGAAUUGAAAUUAAAGGACGAAUGGGGCGAAAAGUGCAUCCCCAGCGGUGGGUCCGUGUUUACCAAGGACGACAUCGGGCGAAGGAACGGGCAAGCCCCAAAUGAAAAAAUGAAGCAAGUUUUAAAGAAGACUAUAGAAGAAGCCAAAGCAAUAGUAUCUAAGAAACAGGUGGAAGCCGGUGUGUGUGUUACCAUGGAGAUGGUGCAGGAUGCCCUGGACCAGCUCCGAGGUGCAGUGAUGAUUGUGUAUCCCAUGGGGCUGCCGCCCUACGACCCCAUCAGGAUGGAGUUUGAAAACAAAGAAGACCUGGCGGGGACUCAGGCAGGCCUCCAGGUCAUCGCCGAGUCGGAGGCGCAGCUGUGGUGGGCCGCCAAGGAGCUGCGGAGGCAGAAGAAGCUGGCCGACUACGUGGGGAGGAACGAAAAGACCAAGAUCAUCGUCAAGCUUCAGCAGAGGGGACAGGGGGCCCCUGCCCGGGAGCCCAUCAUCAGCAGUGAGGAGCAGAAGCAGCUCAUGCUGUACUACCACCGGAGGCAGGAAGAACUCAAGAAAUUGGAAGAAAAUGACGACGACUCGUGUUUAAAUUCUCCGUGGGCUGAUAAUACUGCUUUGAAAAGACAUUUCCACGGCGUGAAAGACAUCAAGUGGAGACCAAGAUGAGGUGCACCUGUUGAUCAAGCUGUGGGAAUCAGCCGCUUCCUGGCAGGAUAACUGACAGGGAAGAAGUGGCCACGCCCUGUGGCAGAUGGGGAACUUCUGCUUUUCCUAUGGUCUGGAUCUUUAAAAUAACAAGUAUUCAAUCAAUUAGACUCAAGGAAAUACAUCCUCAUACGAAGGUGUGUAAAUUACUUUGGUUUCAGAGCAACCAUUUAGUUUCUUGGAUUGUUCUUUAAUAAAAUACUGAAGAU